Saccostrea cuccullata (small rock oyster) is the source of this 1291-nucleotide messenger RNA. RefSeq lists its product as uncharacterized. The coding region runs from base 388 to 1038 and encodes 216 amino acids. NCBI's taxonomy places the organism in Eukaryota, Metazoa, Mollusca, Bivalvia, Ostreida, Ostreidae. The record is from RefSeq and is a predicted model, not a curated record. The transcript is spliced from 8 exons.
GUUCUCCAUGGUCAAAUGAUACAGCUGGUACAACGAAACUUAUGCGGAAAUCGGAGACUGCCGUACAAUCUGACCACGUUUUAAAGUUUGUGUAUGACAAAGAUGCGCAGUUUAUAAGGGGAAUUGUGCAAGCCUCCAUGCGAGACCGGAGCUACAGGUUACUAUUACUCGUGGUUCUAACUAAACAGUUGAACAGAGUACCUGUGAAUGUGUAAAUGGGAUGGACAAAUGUCACCAUAAAGCCAGCAUUCUUCUCUAUGGGUACAAAAAUGUCAGCAAAACUGAUGUACGCCAGAGUUGGAUUAAGCAUCCAGAGUGCGCCACCUCGUCAAACUAAGACGAUGGAAGAACUUUUUCCUGCACCUGACAGGUUAAUAAAUUACAGCAAUGCAUUGGCUACUAUCCCCCGAGCCGCCUGUGCCCACACUUGCAGUGCCUCUAGUUGAAGACCUCAUCUCUAGCCAGGAAUUUAUUUCUGCAGAGAAUCCAAUCGCUUGGAUGAAGCAAAAAUUAAUGAUAAAUGAGCAAGAAAUCCAACAGAUUGCCUGUCUUACCACUGGUCAAAAGGAAAAUUGCAUGUGGUCAUCUGUUAGGAAGAAUAGAUUAACAUCUUCAAACUUUGGUUGUGUUUUGGCAGCGAUCAAGAGAAAUAGAUAUCCUGUCUCCUUAUACAAAAGAUUAUGCUCAGCUUAUGAUCUGUCAAAGAAGGAUGCCAUUAUUUGGGGGACGUGCAAUGAAAAAGUCGCAAUUGAAAAGUAUAGAACUUUUGGGGAUGCAGUUGUAGAGCCAACAGGUAUCUGGCUACACUGUAAUGGGGUUCUUGGGUCAAGCCCCGAUGGACUCAUUCGUCGUUCUGCUGCAUUCGGAUUCAGCUAUCAGAAUCCAGGACUUGCUGACAUAUUAGAGAUGUCAAACGUUAAGCCAGAAAUACUGGAGGUGAAAUGCCCCUUUUCAGCAAAGAAUAUGACAAUUCCAGAAGCUAUUGAAAAAGUACACGAUUUCUGCCUAGGUAAUAAUAGUGUAGGUUCAGGAUUUUAAUGGAGUCAAGUCCUUCAAGCUAUGAGAGAACCACCAAUACUAUGAUCAAGUGCAAGGACAGCUUCAUAUAAUUGGUAAAUCCUUGUGUGAUUUUAUGGUCUGGACACCAAAAGACUGUGCGAUUGUGAGAAUUAACAAAGACAUCAAUUGGGAGAUCAACAUAUCUGUUUUGACAGACUUUUAUUUCUGUAAAUUUCUCCCGUAUUUACAACAGCUAUAAGAUAUAACAUUAAACAUGGUGAAAACAUUUUAA